CUCCAGUCCUAACGCUAACGCUUUAGGAUCCAACGAUGACGAGAACCAUUAUGAUUCGGUCUCUCUACUUGCUCGUUUUCGGAAAAUUGUUUCCUCAUUUUCAGUAUGAUGGAAUCCUGCUGGGUUCUGCGCUCUCUUCUAAUCAAGGAGCAACAUCUGCGAAAUAUAAUGCUGGUGCUAAUGUUGCUGUUGGUGCAAGAGUAAACGAAGAUGUUGAAGACGGUGGUGUGAAAACUGGUGAAGGUGGCGGGGAGGUGAAAAGAACCGAAGAUAGCACGACUGUGAAAAUUACAGAAGAUGGCACAACUGUGAAAGCAGAUGAACAAGAAGGUGACAACAUUCCAGCUGCUGAGUUUACAAAGUCCAGUGGUCACAAUUACUUUAGAAAGGCAGCGAAAAAUCAUGAACAACCUGAUGAACAAGGCAACAACUACGUCAACUCUACGUUUCUACACGUAACGGAGUCAGAGUCAGCUUCACCUGCAGCUCCUAGACCUGCAGCUCCUAAACCUGCAGCUCCUAAACCUGCACCUGCUCAACCUGCACCUGCUAAAUCUGGAGCUCCUAAACCUGCAGCUGCUCAAUCUGCACCCGCUACACCUGCGAGUGCUCAACCUGCAGCUCCUAAACCUGCAGCUCCUAAACCUGCAGCUACUAAAACUGCACCCGCUACACCUGCGAGUGCUCAACCUGCAGCUCCUAGACCUGCAGCUCCUAAACCUGCAGUUGCUCAACCUGCACCUGCUACACCUGCACCUGCUACACCUGCGAGUGCUCAAUCGGCAGCUCCUAAACCUGCAGCUCCUAAACCUGCAGCUUCACUUUCAGCUAAGGCCUCAGCUCCACUUCCAGCUUCAGCAACAGGAAAAGCACAAACAGGCACGGCCGCACGUGGAUCAGCUUCAACACCAUCUCCUGCAGGAAAAGCAGCGGACUUAG
This is a messenger RNA of Amoebophrya sp. A25, 939 nucleotides long. The record is from the annotation of a GenBank genome assembly. NCBI's taxonomy places the organism in Eukaryota, Dinophyceae, Syndiniales, Amoebophryaceae.